ACCCUCCCUGCCCUCGGCCCGUUUAUAAACCCUAGCCCUUUCGGGCUUGCCCGUCUCCUCUUCUAGGGUUUCCGCGCGACGCCGUCUCCAAAGCCCUAAGCCUAAGCGCAACGCUGAAAUGGCUCCCAAAAGGGGUGGGAAGGCUGCGGCGCCGGCGAAGAAGAAACCGGAGAAGGUUGUGAACCCUCUGUUUGAGAAGCGGCCGAAGCAGUUUGGGAUCGGAGGGGCUUUGCCUCCGAAGAAGGACCUCCACCGGUUCGUCAAGUGGCCGAAGGUGGUCAGAAUCCAGAGGCAGAGAAGGAUUCUCAAGCAGCGCUUGAAGGUCCCCCCGGCCUUGAACCAGUUCACCAGGACUUUGGAUAAGAACCUUGCCUCGAGCCUGUUCAAGAUGCUUCUGAAGUAUCGUCCUGAAGACAGAGCUGCAAAGAAGGAAAGACUUCUGAAAAGGGCUCAGGCAGAGGCCGAAGGGAAGCCUGUUGAAGUUAAGAAGCCUAUUGUUGUGAAGUAUGGGCUUAAUCAUGUGACCUACCUCAUUGAACAGAACAAGGCACAACUGGUGGUCAUUGCUCAUGACGUUGACCCAAUUGAGCUAGUUGUUUGGCUCCCCGCCUUGUGCCGGAAGAUGGAGAUCCCUUACUGUAUUGUUAAAGGGAAAGCACGACUUGGAACGAUCGUGCACAAGAAGACCGCAGCUGUAUUGUGUUUGACCACUGUAAAGAAUGAGGAUAAACUAGAAUUCAGCAAAAUCUUGGAGGCUAUCAAGGCCAACUUCAAUGAUAAGUUUGAUGAGGUCCGUAGGAAGUGGGGAGGUGGGAUAAUGGGUUCCAAGUCUCAGGCAAAAACCAAGGCGAAGGAAAAGCUUCUAGCGAAGGAAGCUGCUCAGAGGAUGAGCUAGGUUUCUUUAUUUUUGGUCAUGGUCAUGUGGUUUCGCCUCUAGCAUUUUUCUUUUCCCAGCGUGUAGCUGUAGUCACUUGAUCAGCAGACGGGCUAGCAGCCAUAUCUUUAAAUUUGUAUCAGUUGUCUGAAAGUAGAUAGUAUUUUAAUUGUCUGGUUCUCCUGUGAACUUCCCCAAGCAUGUUUCUUGGUGCCACCAAACUUUUUGUUUUCUUCCGAGGUUUUAAAGUGUCCAUUAUUAUUUGCGUGAUUUGCAUUGCUGACUUA
Messenger RNA from Phoenix dactylifera (date palm), 1161 nucleotides. Its product is annotated as large ribosomal subunit protein eL8y-like. Gene Ontology annotation, cellular component: ribonucleoprotein complex. The record is from RefSeq and is a predicted model, not a curated record. Gene Ontology annotation, molecular function: RNA binding. Gene Ontology annotation, biological process: ribosome biogenesis. Lineage: Eukaryota; Viridiplantae; Streptophyta; Magnoliopsida; Arecales; Arecaceae.